UUACGACGUCACGGCUUCGAAUUUCAGAAGAAACAUUUUUUUUUCUUCUCUUUUUUUAUUUUCAAUCUCACCUCGGGAAUUUCAUUUUUUCAAGAGAUGACAUUUCUAAUUUUGAAAACCUUAUCCCCUCCACCACCACCACCACCGCCAUUAUUUUCCUUAAACCCUAGAAAUCUCACCUCCUCCUCCUCCUCCCUCCUCCACUGUUCAAAUCCGAGCCACCUGACCUUAGAGACCAACAUCGCCACUUCAGAAUCCCAAAAAGAGACAGAAAGAGGAUUAGAAUUUGAACCAGGAGACUCAUUUUUCCGCCAUGAAAGCGCAAUCGGCCGUGACCUCGGCGCACUCGCUGCUUCGCUGUAUAAGAAAUCCAAAGGGAGCUUACGAGUGCUUGAUGCAAUGUGUGGCUGUGGUGUAAGGUCUCUUCGUUAUCUAGUUCAAUCUGAAGCUGAUUUUGUUUGGGCAAAUGAUGGUAAUGAGGAUUAUAAUAAAACAAUCAUUUCAAAUUUAUCAACAUUUAGGGUUCAUGAUGAAGCCGAGGAGAAGAAGAAGAAAUGGGUUGUGACACAUUCAGAUGCUAAUAGAGUUAUGACUGAAUGUUAUUUGAAUAGAGAUUAUUUUGAUCUUAUUGAUAUUGAUUCGUUUGGGAGUGAAUCGACUUUUAUACGGUCGGCGUACGAUGCUUUGAAAUUGGAUGGAUUGCUAUAUCUUACGUCGACGGAUGGGUAUUCUUCCGGUGGACAUCGGCCUCACCAUUCGUUAGCUUCAUAUGGAGCAUUUGUUCGCCCUAUGCCGUUUUCGAAUGAGGUUGGUUUGCGAAUGCUUAUAGGUGGAGCAGUACGUGAGGCUUCUGUGUUGGGUUUCCGUGUCACACCACUUUUCUCAUAUUAUUCCUACCAUGGACCUGUUUUCAGAGUCAUGCUCCAAGUUAACCGGGGAAAAGUUCCAGAGAGCAGGAAUUAUGGUUUCAUUAGCUACUGCACUCAAUGUGGGAGCUCCCAAGAAAUUUCAUGGCACGGGCUUGGGAGGAUAUCCUGCCCUUGCAGCAAUGGAGAGGUCUCCUCUUCACUUGUCGUGUCAGGCCCUCUUUGGACUGGACCACUUCAUGACACAGCGUAUGUCAAGGAAAUGUUAAAUCUAGCACAAGAAUGGGAAUGGGCAGGCAGCGGUAGCAAGGGACCCGAUAUUGAGAAGCUUUUAACUCAGAUGGUAGAUGAAAGUGAUCCCAAGUUACCCUUUGGGUAUAUCAAACUUGACGAGGUAGCAAGUCGGGCGAAAGUUAACUCACCUCCCCUUAGAAGCAUGAUGAGCAGUAUACUAGAGGAGGGAUAUGCUGUUAGCAGGUCUCACAUUGCUUCUAAUGCAAUCAAGACAAAUUGCCCGAUGUCACUGUGUAUUCAGAUAGCAAAAAAUCUCCAACAGAGCUGAUGAAAUAUUCAACUGUAUUGUGUCUUCACUCUGGCUUGCCCCUUGCAGUUUUUCCUGGCCAGCAAUGUAUUUUUGACCUAUAUACCAGGCACGACAGUCGCAAGAAAAUGUAUACAAAAAGCUGAAUUUUGAUGUGCAUGAUGAGUGUAUAUUCGAUAGUUCAGAGAGGGGUUUUUGGUCUACGCAACUUCAUUAAAAAUUCAGUCUGGCAAGUUUCUGGCAAAUGACAGAAGCAAGCCCUGUUUUACCAAGAUGUAGGCAAUGAAACAUCUUCUAUCAUCUCUACUGAGACCAAGAACUUAAGUUCAGGCCAUCCUCCUCCUGUCAAUUACUGCACCUUCAGGUAACUCAUAACAGGUUACCCCAUGGCCGUGCCUAUAGGUUGCAUACCUAGUACGAUAUGGCACAGACAACAGGAGAAAAAAAAUAAAUUAAUUGAACAUCAAGUGAUUCUUUACUUCA
Papaver somniferum (opium poppy) is the source of this 1890-nucleotide messenger RNA. Its product is annotated as tRNA (guanine(26)-N(2))-dimethyltransferase. NCBI's taxonomy places the organism in Eukaryota, Viridiplantae, Streptophyta, Magnoliopsida, Ranunculales, Papaveraceae. The transcript has 6 exons. Bases 97 to 1428 code for a protein of 443 amino acids. The record is from RefSeq and is a predicted model, not a curated record. Gene Ontology annotation, molecular function: RNA binding. Gene Ontology annotation, biological process: tRNA N2-guanine methylation. Gene Ontology annotation, cellular component: nucleus.